AUGAAUAAUCUCCUGUUCUGCCCUACCACCUUUGUCAGUGAAAACGGAAGAUCUGUGCUUUCCCCUAUUUUCAUCGUCUGUUACCACAUACUGGAGCGCCGGGACCGCCACGCCCGCCUAGCCCGUCACCCGUCAGCGGCUCGCGCUCCUUCCUCCCGGCCACCUAGGAACGGGACUCUAAAAUGGCGGCGGCCGCCACCUCCUGCGGGCAGAGGACUAAGAAGUAUCCCAAGUCUAUCACGGUUUCAUAGGUUAAGGUAUUUGUGGAUUAACAACAACAAGAUCCAAGAUUUAACUUUCUUGAUCAAAAACUAUUGCUUGACUGAACUCUAUCUCAACAAUAAUGAACUGACAGAUAUAUCAGGUGCUCUGAAACACUUAUGUGCGUUACGGAUUCUGUUGCUUCACAACAACGAGUUAAAAAAACUUGGCAAAACAGUGAAGGAAUUGAAAGGAAUGAUAAGCUUGCAGACCCUAAACCUAUUCCAUAACCCUCUGGCACAAGACCCAGACUAUCGACUUUAUGUGAUAUACUUCCUUCCUUCGGUACAGCUCCUUGACAGGAAGUCAGUUACACAGAGAGAAAGGGAGUCAGCGCUUCAUCUUUACAAUCGUGAAAGGUCUUGUGUCCUCCAGUCAAUAGCUUUUGGCAAGAGAGUAAAUACACCCCUAGGGACUACAGCGGGCUCUAGCAGAUGCGCUCAACCAGCCAGAAGACUGAUGAUGCCCUCAGGUUGUGAAUUUGGAAAUCACACAAAUAAAGUACCGUUUGAGAACCCUGAAGAUGCUGUGUUACUACGGGCAAUGACAAGAUCUCUAAUGGAAUUUUCCUCUGUUGACUGGAACAAAGUAGCCACCUGCCAAGAAAGACGGCUUGAAAACAAAGCAGAAGAACCUCAUGAGAAGCUGACAGUCCGAUUUAGAUGAGUGAUUUCUUCCUUAAGAAAAAAUUUAUUCCUCUCUCUAGUGCAAAGAUAAGCCUCUUAAGUAAGUUAAUAUCUCUAUAAAACAAGUACACUAAAACAUGCAUCUAAUUAAAUGAUCUUCAAGCAAAAAUAAGUAUUAGUGUAACAUUCCUUUUAUGUAAUAGAUAUGUAAUAGGGAGAGUGAAGAAAUUGAGAAAACAAAUGAUAAAUAGUGGCAAUGUUACAAUAAAGGUUGCUUGAAAUGCAAUUCUUACCAUACUUUUGUUAUCAGAAAUUAUUAAAGCUAAACUGCAAGUUAAUUGUCAAGAAACUAAGGAUAAAUAAUAUCAUUCUUUAUAGUUUCUACUGGAGAAUUAGACUUAGUGUGUUCACUAGAAGUAAUUUGUCUUCUUCCCUCAAAAUAAAGAUAUGAGAAAGCAACCAUUAAGCUUUUCUCAUUUCUGAGAGGGAUUCAAGUUUCGAGUUGCUCAUUUGUGUGCUGCAUGAAUGCACUGAAAACUAGUUUUAUCCAUGAGCUCUUAAGCAUGCUGGUAUCUAGCUGUUGUCUGGGGCUGCUGAUACUCUCCCAGGAUGCAGGACUUGCCAUGCACAAUGCGCUGCCCCAAGGCUGCUGGCUGGUUUUAACACACUCUGGUAUAACCACGUGGGCCGUACAACGCUGUAGCACUGCCCCGACACUGCUGGCUUCUAAAGCUUGUUACCACUGAGGAAGCUAGUGGGAGAUGCGUGUAUAGAUGGAAAACAGUAUGUUUCCUCACAUCUUUCUCGCUCCCUUCUGCCAAAGGCUUAAAGACAACGCUACUGACUUAUCAAAGCCCUUCUUCAGCCUGUGGCUUGUCUGCUGAGUUCCUCGUUUCUCUCCUAAGUUAGCAUGGAGUCACAGCACAGUCUAGGUUGGCAGGGAUGGAUGUCUGGAGCUUAUCUAGUGCAGCCUGCCUGUUGAGAGCAGGUCUGAGAUUAGGUUACCCAGUGCCCCGUCAAGGCGAGUCAAGUAUUUCCAAUGAGGGAGGUACCACCAUUUCUGGGAAAUCUCUUUCAGUGUUUCAUUGCACUCCACAGUGCUUUUCUUAUAUUCAGAUGGAAUUUCACCUGCAAUAACUUGGACCUGUUGGCUAUUGUCCUGUCACUGUGCAUCUCCCACCUUCCCUAUAACUACCUCCAGCUAUGGUAAGACUGCAAAUAGAUCUCCCCGAAUAUUUUCUCUGGGCUGAACAAACAAAACUCCUCCAACCCUCUGAGCAUCAUGGUGGCACCCUUGCUGGACCUGUCAUUAAUCUCUCUUUAACUGAGUUGACCAAAAUGGGACACAGUAUUCCAGGUGUGGCCUAGCAACUGCCAAGUCAAGUGGAAUAGUUACACUUUUGAUCUGCUGACAGUACCGAUGCAUGGCACCAUCGACCUUCGGUGCUGCCAGGGCAUACUGCUGGCUCCAGGUGAGCUUACUGCCCACCAGGAUCCCCAGGGCGUUUUCCCCAGACCCAGGCAGAGCCCAGUCUGUACUGCUCCAUGGGAUUACUCCUUCCCACAUACAGGACUUCAUCAUUGUUAAAUCUCCUAAUUCCUUUCACCUUUUUGGCAUUAGAUUCCUUUUUGAUUUCAAUUUACCUAUUUUUCUUGCUUGAAGUUCCAUGCAUUUUGUCAAUGCCCUUAAAUUAGCCUCAUCUUUGUGGUUUUAAAAGGUAGAUCAACGCCUUGGUUUUGAUCAGGUUUCAGGUUCUCAAACUGAAUCAGUCUACAGAGAAGCUAGACCAAACAGCUUCAGCUAACGUUUUC
Molecule: messenger RNA, 2699 nt
Organism: Grus americana (Whooping crane)
Lineage: Eukaryota; Metazoa; Chordata; Aves; Gruiformes; Gruidae
Gene: LRRC72
Product: leucine rich repeat containing 72
Exons: 9
Coding region: 1-927 (308 amino acids)
Molecular function (GO): protein binding
Source: RefSeq, a predicted model, not a curated record